GUACUCCGUUCAUCGACGGCGAAGUCCGCGUCCGCGUUUACUAAAUCUUUCAUUCACUCACGUUUGCUUUGCUCUCGCUCACUCGCUCACUCUCACCGUGCUUUGCCACAAAACUCUCGGCACUGCACGGGGAAAACGUGCGAAAUUCGGUCGAGAUUAUAAAUAACAAAAUAAUGCUCGUCAGUUUGUGCGGCCGUUUAUCGGCAAGGUGGAAUGCUAUUUUCCGCGUAACGCAGGUAGUGAAGGGAAGGCUUUUUAGGGAAGCCAAACGAAAGGUAUGUUUUCAAUAAUCCUCACUCCCCAAUCCGCUGGCUGCCUUUUGCGCCCGGUUUUAUGCAAAACUCAUACAGCAAAGCAACCGCAAUGUUGGUAUUUCUUCAAUAAAAAAUCGGGGGUUAACGGAAGGGGUUUUCACAGCAAAUAGCAGGAAAUAAAAGAAAACAACAACACUAUUAACAAGAUACUGAGGUGAGAAAUGAACAGGGCGGGAAAAGGGUAGCAAAGGACUGGUAUGGUACAUUGGUUUCCCUUUAUGAACUCCCUCCUUUACGGGGUUCGGAAUUUGGCUGACACAUUCCACACACGCUCAACGGCCAUAGGUGGGAUGGACGGCAAAAGAUGGGACGAGCGUACGAGAGUCGAACCCAUCUCCCAUCUCGUAUUUCUCUUAGCGAUAGGGAAUUAAAGAAGGAAAGAAAAAUAAAACAGCACGCCGAUGAGAUAUGUACUACGAGCACGGGAUUAUGUGUGCGUUUUUACCUUCCUUUCGGUUCGGUGUUUUCCCGCUGAAAUAUUCAAAAUUCACGCAGUGCUCUCGCGGACUUUAGCGAAAGAACAAGUGUGUGAAGCUACUGCGUUUGCUGUAACGAUGGAGUUUUAUUCGUUUCGUAAAAUGCAUCAUGUCACAAUCAUCGACUAGCAGCGUGUGUGUUGCUGGUAAACCGUGUGAAAACCUUCCUUCCUGCGUGAUUAGCGUUCGGAUCGUCCAUGUGGCAGUGUUUGAAGCGUGUGAAAGUGCUACUACUAAUCAACGGUACGAAAUAGUUCCAUCUACCGUGUGGUGACCGAGUGACCCGAAGUAGCACUACUUCAAGUGUUUGUGUAGUUUUCCCUGUGUGUGUGUGCCUACGUAAAAGUGGCCUGCUCGGGUGGGCACUUACACGUGAGAGUGUGUGUGUGUGUAUGUGGUGUGGUGUUUGUGUUGAAUGUUGAAGAUGUCCUCCAUAUCCGCCCAGGGAGUGGUUGAGCGUGCCUCGGCCGAACUAUCGAAACGCAUCAACGGCCUUGGGUUGCGGUCGAAGCACCAUCAUGGUAGCGGUGGUGGCAAAUCCGGCGAGAAGGCCAGCGUGAUGGAGCGCGUCACGAACGUGCUGUGUGGGGGUUCCAGCAGUUCGAGCAACUCCAGCAACUCUGCCGGAAACCUCACCAUACAAACCGCUGGCCAAUCACAGUCCGGUGGUGGUGGUGUUGGUGGUGGUGGUGGUGGUGUUGGUGGAGUUGGUGGUGGUGGCCAUGCUCCUGAGAAACCGUCCCGUGUAUCUAACCCCUCGGGUGGUACGAACACCGCGGGUGGUAAAGGUGGUGGUUCGAUGUUGGGCAUGGGUUCCGGAACCGGUGGUGGCAAGUCACAGUCAAACACUCCCCAAUCGCUGCGAAAGAUUGGCCAACAUCAUCAGCACGGCGGUGGACUCAACCAUCACCAUGGGGGAAAGAUGGGCCAGUCGCAGCUGGUUCUGCCACAGAUCCUCACGAUUGAGCAGCUGCUACAGGACGAACGAUUCUUGGCCCGGUUCUUCCUGUACUUCACGUCGUACGAGCGCUGCACACUGGCCCAGGUCUGUCAGAAGUGGCGCGACUUGCUGUACCGUAGUCCGCGCUACUGGAGCGGACUGGUGCCGGUGCUGCAGUGUCGUGAGCUGCGCCAAACCACCAACCAGGACCGGGUGAAGCUGUACAAUUCGCUUAUCCGGCGCAGCUUCCAUGCCGUCUGUCUGAUGGGUGCGACCGAUGAAGAUGCGCUGGAUCUGGUACACUCCUUCCCACUUGCUUCGAAACACGUCCAUUCGCUAAGCCUCCGGUGCUCCUCUAUCAGUGAUCGAGGUCUGGAGGCAUUGCUAGAUCAUUUACAGUCACUGUUCGAGCUGGAGCUGGCUGGUUGUAAUGAGAUUACCGAGGCCGGUCUGUGGGCUUGCCUGACGCCAAGGAUAGUGUCGCUUUCGCUGGCAGAUUGCAUCAAUGUGGCCGACGAAGCGGUCGGAGCCGUCGCACAACUGUUGCCUUCACUGUACGAAUUUUCGCUGCAGGCCUACCACGUGACAGACGCAGCGUUAGGUUACUUUUCACCGAAGCAAAGCCACAGUCUCAGCAUUCUUCGGUUGCAGUCCUGCUGGGAACUUACGAACCAUGGUGUCGUCAAUAUAGUACACUCUCUACCACACUUGACCGUGUUAUCGUUGUCGGGCUGCAGCAAAGUGACGGAUGACGGUGUGGAGCUGAUUGCGGAAAACCUCCAGAAGCUAAGAGCGCUCGAUCUGUCCUGGUGCCCACGGAUAACGGAUGCUGCCCUCGAGUACAUUGCCUGUGAUCUGAACCAGCUGGAGGAGCUAACGCUCGAUCGCUGCGUACACAUCACUGACAUCGGUGUUGGUUACAUCUCAACCAUGCUCUCGCUGUCCGCACUGUUCCUGCGCUGGUGCACCCAAAUCCGAGACUUCGGUCUGCAGCAUCUUUGCUCAAUGCGUAACCUGCAGGUGCUGUCGUUGGCCGGCUGCCCACUGCUUACCUCGUCCGGGUUGUCCAGCCUCAUCCAGCUGCGCCAUCUGCAGGAGCUGGAGCUCACGAACUGUCCGGGCGCGUCACAGGAACUGUUUGGCUACCUUCGCGAACAUUUGCCCCGCUGUCUGUUGAUCGAAUAAUCCCAUUCCGGUACCGGUGCUCACACGCCCGUUGACGUUCGAUGACGGUGGAGAAGUAACGGUCAAUAGACACUACUUCAACGCUAGAAAGGAACUAGCAAACGAAAUCUCCUCACCGAGAUAACUGUUCCCAGGGAAUGGUUCGCUUCUCCGUGCAAUCUUUUACUUUUAGUCUAAGUUGUUUUAAGGACGAGAGUUCGUACGAGCAGUGAUGCCAGAGGGUAUUUUUUUCUUGGAGGAAGUAAAAUUGUUUGGCCUAUGCAAAAUUGCACCACAACCCUAAGCUACACGAAAGAGUUGCGCUUUUUUUAGUAAUAUUCAAUAACCAUAAACGCCUAUUAUAUACCAAAAUGGCAUUUUGGCCAUAUCAGUUGCGUCCUCGUUUUAUGUUUUUUUUUAAAUUUUAUAAGUUUAUAACACUCUUUUUACAGCCAACUUUCUACACUGCUCACCGUACUAACCGUAGUCGAAACAAUUCCUAUCCAAACUCACACAUAAGGCGUGUACGAGUGAACGAUCGAUAUUUAAAUGGCCACAAAAAUUAUGGCUAAUGUUUAAGCGUGGAUCUCACUAUCACAUUUUUACUGAUCAGCAUCGUAAGUUGUUAAACGGUCGCCCAGCGCAAAAAGGAGCGCCCAACUGAACGAUAAUGUUAAUCCAAUUGUUUUGACUGUGGUGUUCCAGGUGAUUGUAUAAUGUGGAAACAUGAGUAAAUGCAUGCGGAAAAGAAUAAAAAAAUUACUUUCCUAUAACAUAGCAACAAAAGAGGUGGCAAAAAACAAACGAAUCAAACAAAACUACAUAUGGCUGGCAAAGCAAAAACAAAAAACAAAACAAAACCAAAAAAUCAUCACCUUUUGUCGAAUGUUAAACGGCUGUGUAGAUAAACGUGUAUAAAACGAAGAGAAAAUAGAAUGAAACGCUACUAACGAUGGCAAAAACAAAGACGAAAAGAUAUUACACUGCAAGCUACAAACUAAUACACAAAGCAAGAGAAGAAAACACACGCGAAAAAAAGGAAAAAGAAAGAAGUUGUUUUGCUAGUGUUAUAAAAUAAUUAGAAAUGAAUACCAAAAAAAAACAA
Anopheles funestus (African malaria mosquito) is the source of this 3999-nucleotide messenger RNA. RefSeq names its product F-box/LRR-repeat protein 16. The transcript is spliced from 6 exons. NCBI's taxonomy places the organism in Eukaryota, Metazoa, Arthropoda, Insecta, Diptera, Culicidae. Bases 1206 to 2915 code for a protein of 569 amino acids. Gene Ontology annotation, molecular function: protein binding. The record is from RefSeq and is a predicted model, not a curated record.